Diaporthe batatas is the source of this 4488-nucleotide messenger RNA. RefSeq lists its product as uncharacterized. The transcript is spliced from 3 exons. Bases 956 to 4072 code for a protein of 1038 amino acids. Lineage: Eukaryota; Fungi; Ascomycota; Sordariomycetes; Diaporthales; Diaporthaceae. Gene Ontology annotation, biological process: regulation of DNA-templated transcription; DNA-templated transcription. Gene Ontology annotation, molecular function: zinc ion binding; DNA-binding transcription factor activity, RNA polymerase II-specific; DNA binding. The record is from RefSeq and is a predicted model, not a curated record.
GCCAUGCCAUGCAACGGUCUCGCCCGUCCGUCUCGCCCGUCCGUCGGUCUUUGGAGGUAAGGAGGGAAGGAUGGGCUCUGGAAACGGAGACCGUGGACACUGCGAGUGCGACCCUCACUCAUCAGCUCAUCAGCCGGCCCAGCUUUAUACCAGGGGUUUGGAUUUUGGCUUGCCAAUUGCUGGGCUGCUCACUUUCCCUCUUAGAAGAAAAGACCCAUCCACCGGCCGGUGACUCUCAGACCAGCCUCUCACUCUCACACGCGCACACACACACACCCACACCCUCCUUUUUCUUUCCUUGUCCCUUUGUCCGAACUCUGUAGCCGACGAGGCACAUCGCCGCCGGCCCUGCUGCACCCUCUUAUCAGACUGCCCUCGCCUCAGAAGUACACCACCCGACUCACAAAUCCCACCGCAGGCAGGCAGCACUGGCCCUCACAGUAAUAAUAUCGAAGAAGCCUUUCGCUUUCGCCUAUCGUCGAUCCGAGACCAGGGCAAGGUCCGGGUUGCUCCUCCUCCCCAGAGCCUCGAGUCGGUCGCACCGCACGGCACUGCACGGCACCGCAACGCAACUCGACGCAACGCAAAGUACCGUCAUAAACGCGCCCGCCGCACGGCAACACGUCGCCCACGCACCCGCAGCAGCCGCAGCCGCAAUCGCAAUCACAACCUCGAUCCCGCCCAGUCCAGCCUAGCCUCCCGGCCUCACCACCUCCAAAAAGUUGCUCGCUCCUCCUCUGGCCUACCUGCGUGGAGACCUCUCCUCAAUCCGAGGCACUUUUUCCAGGCACACCCACCCACACUCGAGCUUCUUCAAUACAACAACCGAACCCGAGCCUGCUUGCGAAUCCCCGCUUCUCUCUUGCUCGUGCGGCAACCCCUGCCCUGCCCUGCACGGCCCCGGUGUUGAGACGGUCCCAUCCUCAAAGCUUCGGCCCAGAGUCCAAGCUUCACAAUGGACAACUCGGGGCAGCCGCUCCCUCCGCCGACUUCUGGCUCAAACCCGUCCAAUCCGAACAGCCCGGACGACUCCUUCGCCGAUUUCCACAUAGCCACAACCACCGACUCGCCCAUCAACAAUGGCGCAUACAACCACAACACCACCUCCCCACAACCACACUCGCAUCCUGCCUUCCCGGGCGCCCAGGUCUACACCCCGACCGCCACCCCCUCCGACCGCCUCAACCCCCGCAGCUGUGUCACCUGUCGGAGGAGAAAAGUCCGCUGUGACAAGCACAUGCCAUGUUCGAAUUGCCGCCGCGCCCAGAUCCCAUGCAUCUUCCCCGCCCCCGGCCGCGCACCGCGCCGCCCGCGACCAAAGGACCCCAAUGCCCCGCCCAAGCAGCCCUCCAGCGAGCGCGAGAUCGAGCUCAUGAAGCGCCUGCGCAAGCUCGAGGGCAUCGUUGAGGAGCUGAGCGGCCAGAUCGAGGUCGAGACCGCCAGGAACCACUCCAGCAGCGGCAAUUCCCCAGAGACCACCAACGCCAACGUCGCUACCGAGUUCAACACUCCCGGCUCCGGGCCCCGGCACGAGAGGGCAGGGAGUAUGACGGCGGGCAGCACACACAGCCACGGAUCUCCUUCCGCCCCCGCCGACGGCAGGCCCGCCACCCUCUACAACUUUAAUUCCAGCUCGAGCAACGUGACACAGCGACCCGAUAAUGUGAACAAGAAGUUUGGCAGGCUGGUCAUCAAUGACCACGGCAAGACCAGAUAUGUCAGCAGUGCAUUCUGGUCAAAGAUCACAGACGAGCUUGACGAGCUGCGGCACGAAACCCAGAAGCUCACCGACGGCGAAUCGAGUGAUUCGGAUGACGAGAGUAUAAUAGCCACCGCCAACAACCGCUCAGGCGGCGAUCACCACGCUUUCGUGCUCGGGUAUAGGUCCGCCGAUGUCGACUUGAGGCCCCUGCAUCCGUUACCCUCACAGAUACCGUACAUGUGGCAAGUCUAUCAAGAGAAUGUGGAUCCUAUAGUCAAGAUACUACACGUGCCGACUGUCGAGCAAUUGGUAAAGGAGACACGAAAAAAUCUGGACAGCCUCACGCCGGGGAACGAGGCCUUGAUGUUUGCAAUAUACUUCGCAGCCAUCACUUCUAUGGAUGAGGAAGAUACCAAGAAGAAUUUCGGGGUCGACAGGCCAAGGCUGAUUUCGCAAUACCGCUUUGCGCUGGAGCAGUCUCUGGCCAAGGCCGAGUUUCUGGUGUCAUCCGAGAUGGUUGUCCUGCAGGCCUUUAUUCUUUUCCUGGUUCUCGUCAGACGCCACGAUGAUACCCGAGUAUCCUGGACCCUGACAGGACUUGCCAUACGGAUGGGUCAGUCAAUGGGCCUUCAUCGCGAUGGAACCUCGUUUCCGGGUUUGACUCCGCUCGAGAUCGAGAUGCGGCGACGGCUGUUUUGGGCGCUUUGCAUUCUGGACCUCCGAGCAGCCGAGGAUCAGGGCACCGACCUGACCAUUGUCGAUCGAACCUUUGAUACCGAGCUGCCACUCAACAUCAACGACAGUGAUCUCACACCCGAGACGACGGAAAUGCCUCAACCUCGCCAGGGCUCAACAGACAUGACUUUCUCCCUCAUAAGAUACGAGAUCUGCGGGCUUGCACGGCGUUUACACACUAUGUCCUCGGCAAAUGCGGGAUCCUGUCCCCGAGACGCAGCAAUAUCCUUCGAAGAGCGCGAGAAUAUGGUCAGGGAGGUAUACGCGAGCGUGGAUGGCAAGUUUUUCCGCGGUCCAAACGCCUCAUCAGACCCGAUUCUGUGGACGGCUGCGAAUAUAGCUCGCGUCAUCGUCGCAAAGAUGACGCUCGUUAUUUACCAGCCCAUGCUCUUCCCCGGGCCUGACGGUGAGGUCCUCUCCAGCGCCAUCCGCGAUCGCAUUUUUACCGCCGCCACCGAGAUCUUCGAGUACAACCACCAACUCAACUCAGACCCGCGAUCGAGGCCAUGGCGCUGGCUCUUCCUUACCUACACGGCAUGGCACGCCGUGGCGUACGUUUUGAUGGAGGUCGUUCGUCGCCCUUGGAGCUCUGCUGUUGAGCGGGCAUGGGCGGCCCUGAAUGCUACUUUUGCGAGCCCCAACCCCGAUGAUCUGAAUCGAAUAGCAGGAGACCAGUCUGUCUGGCUGCCGCUCAAGAAGAUAUACAUAAAGGCCAAGAAACACCGUGAAGGGGAGAUAGCGCGACUCAAGGCGGAUCCCCAGGCUGCUCAGGAGCUGGAGCUCGAAGAGCGCAGGAACGUGGGGGCGCCGGCAAGCUUCGCGGCCAUGCCAGGGUCAGUCAAGAGUGCGGUGGCCAACGAGAGGUGGCGUAAACUUGUCAACGCACCGCGCUUGCCGCCUGAAGUGGAACGGGAAAUCACGUCUCCCUCGUCAUUCACACAACAGCAAGGACAACAAGAACCAUCGGGACCACAGGGCGAGGCUAUCAGCGCGCCUCCACAGAUGCCGAACAACAUUGGCGUGGGUGAUGGCCUCCAGGCUCAGAACUUGGGUGACGAAAGAGCAAUGGAGAUUGUUGAGAAUGUCAUGAACCAGCCCCAUUUCCAACCCGACGGUUUCUGGCCUAUAGCUUUCUCGCCCCAGUACGCGGAUAUCGCGCGUGCUGCAACAGGCAGCGCGGGGUUCCCGUUCAUGUCUGGAAGUGACCCGAUUCCGAGGCAAGACUCGACACUGGCCAACUUUGCCAAUGGAAACGGUGACGCCAACCGCGCAGUCUCCGGGACCUCGAUGUCGACCGAUCCACGAAUGCAGCCGACUCCGCUUGUCGAUGCGCUGAAGGUUGAGGGCAACCUGCCGCCAUGGAUGUGGGGCGACACGCCGGUGGCGACAGCGCAGACGUUUGGAACCCCUGGCUCCGUGACGACGGCGAGCGGCGGCAGCGGCGGCGGCGGCGCGCCGAUGAGCGCGCCGGCGAGGGCGUUCAGCUUCCCGCUCCAGACCGGGAAUACCGAUGUCCAACCCGAGGACAUCGAUGUGAAUAUGGAUGAGGACUUCAACUGGGCAGACUGGGGCCAGAGCCUCAUGGAAUCCACUGGUGCGAACAUGGGAGGCGUUUGGAGUGCACACGGGAUAUAGAGGAGCUGGGUCGGGGGUUUUCCGGGCGCAGCCGGCUCGGGCCAUCCCCUGCAUCAUUAUUGCUUUUUAUUGCGCCGAAAAUCUGACGAGAUCGAGGGCCCGAGACCCACUCAGCUCACCUCACCAAGAACUGCAGUCAUUUCUGAAACAGGCAGGUAUAGACGGAGUGUAAUGGGCUCCGGGCCAAGGGGUGGACGCAUCUCGAUUUGACGGCGCCUGGCCGACCAGCUCGGUACUGGGUCGGCAUAGGGAAGAAAAACUGCGGGUCCAGGCAGUUUUUGUCCUGGUCGACUUAUUUGCUGCCAUAUAAUGAACGACAUGACAUGACAUGACGUGACAUGUCUUUUUAAGCUAGAUAGAUAGGGUUGGUAUUUGCGUGCAAAAACUUGAAUAUUGAUACCCUUGAUUCACUCGAG